ACUUAGCCCAAAUUCAGCCAGUUAUGAUCCCAAUCGACAAUUGUUUAUCAUCCGCCUGGUCCUGGCACCAAGACAAGCUGUUCGAGCAAGCUCUGGUCAUGUUCUCCGACGACCAAUCGCCCGACCGCUGGGAAAAAAUCGCUGCUCAAGUUCCGGGGAAGUCGGUGAUGGAGGUUAAGAAACAUUACCAUGAUUUAGAGCAUGAUGUUUUAGAAAUCGAGUCGGGAAGAAUCGAGUUACCCAGCUAUGAGGGUGAGUUAGAACCCAGGAGUAGGAUUAACGAGUCAAGUGGGAGCCAAGUUUGGGCUGCAUCGAAGGGAAAGGAAAAAGAAAGCGAGAGAAAAAAGGGCAUCCCCUGGACCGAGGAAGAACACAGGUUAUUUCUUAUCGGACUUCAAAAGUAUGGAAAAGGGGAUUGGAGGAGCAUAUCGAGGAACGCCGUCGUUUCAAGGACACCAACUCAAGUGGCAAGCCAUGCACAAAAAUACUUUCUCCGAUUGACCUCGGCUAAUAAAAAGGAGAAGAAAAGAUCAAGCAUUCAUGAUUUAACAAUGGGAGAUGAACAACCCCAGUUUUUCAAUGAACAAGGAAGACCAUUUGUGAAUAAUCAUGAGUAUGAAUUCCCAUUGUUGUAAUUAAAUUGUCAAUUUACAC
Messenger RNA from Hibiscus syriacus, 654 nucleotides. RefSeq names its product transcription factor SRM1-like. The transcript has 2 exons. The record is from RefSeq and is a predicted model, not a curated record. Bases 24 to 635 code for a protein of 203 amino acids. Gene Ontology annotation, molecular function: DNA binding. NCBI's taxonomy places the organism in Eukaryota, Viridiplantae, Streptophyta, Magnoliopsida, Malvales, Malvaceae.